UAAGCAGGGAUGUCUCCUGGUUUCGUGGCUCAUUGAAGUGAUGAGCUAACAUUGAAGUGAUGAGCUAGCAUUCAUCGGCUUAGAACGCCACGAUUCGUCUGUUUAAAAUGUCAUAUUUAUUGCCCGCUGUUAUAGCGGCAGCACUCCUCGCUUCGCAGGCUUUGGGGAAAACUGUAAGGGGACUUUUUCAGAGCGAAGUCGCGAGACUGCAUAAAGGCCAAUUUAUCACUCAAUUUAUGUAUCGAGGUGAUGCGGGUUUGGUGGUCUGUCAGCUGGACAACCCCUCCUUAGCUGCGGAGAAGGAGUCCAGACUGCUGCUGUAUCCAGUUGAGGAGCAGGACUGGGACAACCUCAGCUGCUCUGAAAUACUCACCAGAGCCCAGUUCACCAUAUCUCUCGGUCAAGAAGAACACAACCAGACCAUCCCUCAUCAGUCGUCCCCGACAGUGUGGAAGGCUCUUUAUGCUGACAGAUACACGUGUCAGGUAAUAAGACUGAUGAUGUGCAGUUAUGACUCAUUAACACUUCACUUUCUGAUCUUUGUCCAGGUGACUUCAGCGAUUCCCUCUCAUGGUGACCUCAGAUUUACUGUCCUGCUGCUGAAUUCCGAUUCUGCAGGAAACCCUCUGGAGCACUUCAGUGCAGAGGAGGCAGGUCUCCACACUUUUUACUUCCUCCUGCUGCUGGCAUACUUUCUGGCUUCUUGCAUCUACAUUAAGCCUCUGUACCAGGCUCUGAGGAAAGGCGGUCCCAUGCACGCAGUCCUGAAGGUGUUGACCACCGCUUUGACCUUGCAGGGCUGCUCCACCUUCUGCAACUACAUUCACAUGGCCAGGUACUCCAGAGACGGCAUUGGUAUUCCACUGAUGGGCAGCCUGGCUGAGUUUUGGGAUAUGGUGGCUCAGGUUUCAAUGCUCUACACGUUAUUGAGUCUGUCUGUGAGCUGGACGCUGAGUCGAGGUCGGAAACCUCAGUCACGACCUUUGCAGUGGGAACAGUCGCCAGCGUCCACGGCUGUUGCAGUCGGUGGAGUCGUAACGCAGGCCGUGCUGCUCCUCUGGGAGCAGUUGUCUGCAUCGGAGAGUCAACACCACAGCUACCACAGCCAUCAGAAUCUGGCGGGUAUGCUCCUCAUGGCCCUGAGGGUGACGCUGGCCCUCCUGCUGGCCUCUGUUCUUUACCAGAUCAUCUCCACUGAGAGGAGCACCCUCAAGAGAGACUUCUACCUCUGCUUUGCCAAGGUUAGUGCUGGUCAAAUCCACCAAAAAGUAUGUCCCAACACUCGUGCGGUUUCUCCACAGGGAUGCUUCCUGUGGUUCCUGUGUCAUCCCGUCCUUGUCCUCACGUCCGCCAUCUUCAAUGAGCACCAGAGGGACAAGGUGGUCACCAUCGGGGUAAUUCUGUGUCAGUCCAUCUCCAUGGUGAUCCUCUACCAGCUCUUCCUGUCUCGUUCCCUCUACUGGGAAGUCUCCUCUCUCUCCUCUGUGUCGCUGCCCCUCACUAUGUCCAGGACCAACCAGAGGGGGCGCUACUGACCAUGCGCUUUGGCUAUGGUACUUCUCAUGGGUACGUGGGCUCAACAAGAGGCCAACAAGACAGGAGGUGUCCCACUGCCAGGAACGCACGUCAUUUGCUGGUUCUGGAACAGUCUGCCUGUUGCGACUCCAGGGAAACAAAGACAGAACCACAGAGGAGGAACACAAAUUAUUAGGGACCAAUAAGAACAGAAAAUGGAAGGACUGACGCGUCAGUCUAGCUAUAUUUGUUUUCAUAUGUAUUUAUAUACGUGUGUAAAGGUUAAGCUUAAUAAACAGACAACACACAGACUCUUUGGAUGUGGCAAACUCCAACUCCAACUCCAAUAGAUUUUUAGCAGACAGACACACACCAUGCUCGCUCUGGCAAACAGGAAACCACUUUGCCCUGGGAGGGACUGAAUGGACUCCUGUCCAGACCAUUCCCACCCUGUGAACUCUCAACUGCGUUUUCUACUCAAAUGCCUAGCCUGGCUUCUCGAACUCUACUCAACAUCAAAAUCUGGAGAAGGUCCACCAUGGUAGCCUUGCUGGAGCCAAGUAAGCCAGCAGAGGACUCGAAAAGCUAUCGGCCGGUCUCUCUCAUCUGCAUGCUGUACAAGAUCCUUGAAUAGCUCCUACUGGCCAGAAUCUACCCGGCCUUUGACUCCCAACCUCAGAAGAACAGACUGGAUUUGUAAUCUACUACAAGUAAUCUAGAUAACCAAUGACCUGAAGACCGGCUUUGAGAAAGGACACAGGGCGACUUGAUUCUGAAGCUCUUAAAGACCAGAUUCAUUGCCAGUACCCUUGCCAACCGCAGCUUCAUUCUUAAGAGGUGAUGGUCAGUGUCGUUGCCGAAGACGCUUGCGAAAUGGGGUACCGCAAAGCUCUGUGAUGGCACUCAUGCUAGUCGAGGUCUACAUCAGUGACCUACAAAGCACAGUUUCAUGUAACCAUGGCCCUACACACAGACAAGAAAGAGCUGGGUGAAUGCCAAGCAGAGGCAUGGUGGACACGGAUCUCAUUGCAAGAUACCUGAGAACAUGGAGACCUAAGUUGUUUACCUCUUGGACAAUGGAGUACCUCUACCAUGCAAUACCCGACCAACCUACCUGAGAGUGAAGCUGGACUGACAACUGACAUCCAAGCAUCACAAUGAAGCCCUGAGAACCUAAAGUCUCAGUACACAACAAUUGCUUGUGUCACUGGCAGGCACAACUUGGGCAGCCAAAACAGCCACACUCAGGACAGGGCCAUUGGCCUUUGUGUGCAGCGCUGCUGAAUAUGCUAGUCAGGCAUGGUGCCGCGGCUUCCACAUCAACAAGCUGGAUCACACCCUCAACGACACCAUGAGGAUGAUCACCAGGUGCCUCAGGCCGACACUCACAGACCUGCUAUCAACCCUUGCAAGCAUAGCUAGCUCCCCCAGAACUCUGUAGAGAAGAGCUCACUGACGUCUUGGCCCAGAAGGACGCCAACCAUUCUUUCUGUCAAGUUGUAGAAAAAUGGGUGAAACUCAGAGUAGAACCGCUGCUCCUCCGCAUUAAGAGGAGUCAGAUGAGGUGGCUUGGCUGUCUGGUCAGGAUGACGUCCUGAAAUCCUGCCCCAGCCUCGGAGUAUAAGACUUAGUGAAGCCGAAGCUGGCUUGAAUAAUAGGCUAGCUGCUGUUUCUUACACGAGAGAGACGCUAAUGAAUGGAUUUACAGGGAGAGGCAAUGGGCGUGAACGUCACAUUGAUGUGGGAUGAAUGACUGUUGGAAAGUCAUUUCUGAGUAAGAGCCUACUAAAAUGUGAAUUUAUUAGCUGGCGAUGUACGAACUGUAAUAUUUGUUGCAGUAGACCUGUUUUUGUGAGCGCAUCUUCAUUGGCGGAUGGUCAUUAACCUCAGACUUUGAAGUUAUUUACGGUUGCAAAUGUAUCACAUAAAAUUAUAUCUCCACUUCAGUCAUGCCCUGAUGUUUGUUUCUGUUAAAGAUUGCUGGGUUGAUGUACAUUGAAAAAAUCCUCUACUGUGUUAUGGAUAUUGCUGGUGUUUUAUGCUCCUGUGGAUAUACGUCACCCAAAAUAAAUUAUUUUAA
Messenger RNA from Dunckerocampus dactyliophorus (ringed pipefish), 3595 nucleotides. It is a transcript of the gene gpr180, whose product is annotated as G protein-coupled receptor 180. Gene Ontology annotation, biological process: G protein-coupled receptor signaling pathway; response to pheromone. Lineage: Eukaryota; Metazoa; Chordata; Actinopteri; Syngnathiformes; Syngnathidae. The coding region runs from base 108 to 1535 and encodes 475 amino acids. The record is from RefSeq and is a predicted model, not a curated record. The transcript has 8 exons.